AUGUCGUUAUUCAGAGGUCUCUCACGAGUGAAUAUUGCCAGAGCAACACGAAGUUUCCAUACCCCUCCUGCGGAUGAGGGUAUCAUACGAGGUCUUAACAAGGUACUCCUCAUUGGGAGAGUGUCUAGCGAUCCAAUCCAAUCGGUGGGGAAAAAUGGUGCUCCGCGAGUAAUGUACGAUGUGGUCACUUACAAUCCAAAAAGAUAUCCGUCAUUUCACAAUAUCGUAUGUUGGCAACCAGCACAGAUACCGGCAAUAAUGGAGAAGUUCAAACGAGGAUUACUUGUCUAUGUAGAAGGAAAACUUAUUAGUAGACAAGUCGUCGAUGAAAGGAGCGAAAGGAAAGUGAUUACGCACGUCGUCCAAGACGGCUUCCAAAUCUUGGCUCCAGAGAAACCUUUAGAGGAGAGACCAACUACUAAUACAGAAAUUCCUGCUACAGAAUCAACUACAGAGUCUUCGGAGGAGGCGGAACCUGCUCGUUAUCAAUGA
This is a messenger RNA of Paraglomus occultum, 492 nucleotides long. Lineage: Eukaryota; Fungi; Glomeromycota; Glomeromycetes; Paraglomerales; Paraglomeraceae. The record is from the annotation of a GenBank genome assembly.